Molecule: messenger RNA, 655 nt
Organism: Staurois parvus
Lineage: Eukaryota; Metazoa; Chordata; Amphibia; Anura; Ranidae
Source: the annotation of a GenBank genome assembly
GGGCACCGCGUCAUCUGGCAAGGCAGUGGCUCCGAGUCAACAAGGCACACAGUGGGCACCUGGGUCAUCAGGUACCGGAUUGUCUGGCUCGACAGCGGGGGCAUCGGGUCACCAGGUAUGACAGCGGGCACUGGGUCCACACAGGCAUCAGGUCAUUUUUGGCUUGCCAGCGGCACCGCAUUUAUCUGGCAAGGCAGUGUGCACCGGGUUCACCAGGCAUUGAUCGUCUGGCUCGACAGCGGGCAUUCGGUCACCAGGUAUGACAGCGGGCACUGGGUCAACCCAGGCAUCAGGUCAUUUGGCUUGCCAGCGGGCACCGCGUCAUCUGGCAAGGCAGUGGGCACCGGUGUCACCAGUCGCCAUUGGAUCGUCUGGCUCGACAGCGGGCCAUCUGGGUCACCAGGUAAUGACAGCGGGCACUGCGGGUCACCAGGCAUCAGGUCAUUUGGCUCGCCAGCGUGGCACCGCGUCAUCUGGCAAGGCUAGUGGCCAUCCGAGUCACCAGGUACGACAGCGGGCUCUGAGUCACCGGAUCAGAUCAUCUGGAUCAACAGCGGCAUCGAUUCAACUGGCCUAAUUAGGAUUCGACAGGCUGGAUCAGUUCAUCAUGCUGGGUAGAGGCAUCAGGCUGAAUGCCGGCGUCCGCUGAGGUAGA